AUGGCCAAACGAGAUGCGAACACGCUCGCCAAGCAGAUCCCCGAUCCAGCACAAGACGGAGCUGUAAAGCGACAGAAGAAAGAUGUCGCCCAACGGGAGGAUGAGUUGGACUCGGUCGACGACCAAGCCCUACUCGCAGCAGCAGAAGAGGUCGAGUUGGCAGCUUCCAACCUCGGCUCAUCUCAACCUGAAUCUGUCGCUGCAUCCUCUUCCGCAGCAACACCCGCCUCUCUAGCUCCCAAAGCAACAACCAUUCUAAAACAAUCCACCCUCUUCCCCUCCAAUCCCAGCUCUACAUGCUCCCAACCCUCCUCCUACCAACCCCACUCAGACCCCUCCACUGACCCUGUCCACUUGGAACGAACCACAAUGUCAUCCAAAUGGUACACACUCCUUCUGCCCGAAUUCUCGAAACCAUACUUCACCACCCUCAAAUCCUUCCUCUCCACCCAAAACCCUAAAACCACGUACCCACCCAGUCAUCUCAUUUACAACUGGUCUCGUCUCGUUCCCUCGCCUUCCCACGUCCGGGUAGUGGUUGUGGGACAAGACCCUUACCACGGCCCUAACCAAGCUUGCGGACUUUCGUUCAGCGUUGCCAAGGGUGUGCCUACUCCUCCGUCGUUGAAGAAUAUAUAUAAAGAGUUAGCAGCCGAGUAUCCCGGUUUUAAGGCGCCGAAUCAUGGAUGUUUGGAUGGAUGGGCGAAACAGGGAGUGCUCUUGCUGAAUGCUUGCUUGACAGUGAGUGCUGGUCAGGCGGGGAGUCAUCAUGGGAAAGGAUGGGAAGUGUUGACCAAGAGAGUGCUCAAGAUGAUUGCUGAUGAUGCCGCUGAUAGUGGUGCUGCCAAGGAAGCGAAUAGGCGUGCGGUGAAGGAGUCCAAGAUCGCGAGUAUGUUUGCUACUCUACAGGACAAAACAAACAGCAGCAGUGGGGAGGAGAAAAAGAAAAAGAAAGAGAAGAAAGAGCAGGGAGGGGAAGGGCAAGGGGAAGGGCAAGGGGAAGGGCAAGGGACGCAGAACAAAGGAGUAGUGUUCCUAAUCUGGGGUGCUCCAGCUGCAAAAACACUAGCGGAAGCAGGAGUGACAGAGAAGAAUGCGAAUGUCCUCAUACUCAAGUCUCCUCAUCCUUCGCCACUUUCGGCACACAGAGGAUUUUUGGGUAAUGGACACUUUAAGAAAGCCAACGAAUGGUUGAAACAACGAUAUGGAGAGGAGGGGAUGAUCGAUUGGUCCAGACUGUAA
Molecule: messenger RNA, 1242 nt
Organism: Ustilago hordei
Lineage: Eukaryota; Fungi; Basidiomycota; Ustilaginomycetes; Ustilaginales; Ustilaginaceae
Exons: 1
Coding region: 1-1242 (413 amino acids)
Biological process (GO): base-excision repair, AP site formation via deaminated base removal; base-excision repair
Cellular component (GO): mitochondrion; nucleus
Molecular function (GO): uracil DNA N-glycosylase activity
Source: RefSeq, a predicted model, not a curated record